Molecule: messenger RNA, 1251 nt
Organism: Diplodia corticola
Lineage: Eukaryota; Fungi; Ascomycota; Dothideomycetes; Botryosphaeriales; Botryosphaeriaceae
Product: n-glycosylase dna lyase
Exons: 3
Coding region: 1-1251 (416 amino acids)
Biological process (GO): base-excision repair; base-excision repair, AP site formation; nucleotide-excision repair
Cellular component (GO): nucleus
Molecular function (GO): 8-oxo-7,8-dihydroguanine DNA N-glycosylase activity; damaged DNA binding
Source: RefSeq, a predicted model, not a curated record
AUGGGCAAUUUGCGCAUCACCGAGUGGCAGCGCCUGCCAAUAAGUCUCACUGAGCUCUGUAUCAACACCACUUUGCGCUGCGGUCAAUCCUUCAGAUGGCGGAAGUCGGCCGAGGACGAAUGGUCCUGCGCUCUCCAUGGCCGAAUCCUGUCGUUACGGCAAGACCCUGAGCACCUACACUAUCGCGCUAUAUUCCCUGAGCCAUCCAAAGCCCUUUUGACCCCUCCGCAUUCCACUGUGCCCUCCACAGCCGAGUCUCCGGUCCCCAAAGAAGACGACACCCUUGAACUUAUUCAACACUACUUCAAUUUGAAGCCGAAUCUAGGCCAGUUAUACGAGGAGUGGGCGGCAGCGGAUGCCAAUUUCAGAAAAAAGGCUCCAAAGUUCACCGGAGUCCGUAUCUUGAAGCAAGACGCGUGGGAAGCGCUGGUUGGAUUCAUUUGCAGCAGCAACAAUAAUAUCGCCAGGAUCUCGCAGAUGGUGGAGAAGCUGUGCACAAACUACGGCCCACUCAUCGGACACGUAGGCUCGCAAGCCUUCCACGAUUUCCCUCCAGCAUCUGCGUUGACGGACCCGAAAGUCGAACAACAACUCAGACAGCUAGGAUUCGGAUACCGGGCCAAGUACUUGUAUCAGACAGCGGCCAUGAUAGCGGAAAAGGAGGACAGUUGGCUGGACAACCUCCGAAACCCCGAGAGUCCAGUAUUAGGCGCCGAGACCAGAGCGGCCGGAGAAUUUGUGGAGAGCGGCCGCGAGGGCUACAGGUCUGCUCACGAGCAGCUGCUUGCUCUUCAGGGUGUGGGACCGAAGGUGGCCGAUUGCGUUUGUCUUAUGGGCCUCGGGUGGGGAGAGGCCGUGCCGGUCGAUACUCACGUGUGGCAGAUCGCACAGCGUGACUACCGGUUCGGGAAAGGGAAGCACAGCAGUCUGACCAAGGCCACCUAUGACGCAGUUGCAAAUAAAUUCCGCAGCCUCUGGGGUAAAGAAGCGGGUUGGGCCCACUCGGUGCUGUUCACGGCUGAUCUGAAAGCUUUCUCGGAACGCCUUGUGGCAAAGGUUGAGACGAAGGACGAGAAGACGGUGAUCAAACCUGACCCAGAAGGAUCGACCGUCGAGGAAACGACGGUAGAGAAGAAGGCGGUCAAGAAAAGGGUGAAGAGAGAGCCUGAAGAGGAGCACUCGGUUCUCGAGGUGAAAGAGAAGGAAACCAAGAGAGUCAGAAGAACGACAAGAAGCUCACGGGAGUACUGA